UAUGUGAGAGUCAGAGGAAGCACGUGUGUGGAUGUUUUGCGGAGCGGUGCGUCUCGUGUGCGCACGGUUAGAUCGGUACAGAGUGCUCUGCUCCAGUCCUGAGAGUUUCGUGCUUUUGAACAGAUUUAGUUAGUUCGUGUCGACCUCUGUGCUUUCAGAUCUGUGCUGUUUUGUUCUCAUUCCGUGUUUAAGCGCAUUUUCCGCCUUAAACGAUCCGGCUUUACUGUCACUCACACUCUACAGUUUCUGCAGCUGCCAUCCGAGAUCUCGGGCCGAUGGAGGAGGCCGAGGCCAGUCCGGUCUCAGUUCUGACCGCGGAGAAGCGCUCCCUCCCGGAUGAGGAUCCGGAUCACGCCGCCAAGAGGCUCCGGGUCGAGCAGGAGGAGAGCUUCGCGGACAUGAUGAAGCACGGCCUCAGCGAGGCAGACGUGGGCAUUCUCAAGUUCAUCAGCGAGCACAGAGGCUUCUCUGGCGUCCUGAAGGAGAGGUACUCAGACUUUGUGGUCCAUGAGAUCAAUAAAGACGGGAAGAUCGUUGGCCUGGACGAUCUGUCUGUUCCUGCUGAUGCCGAGGAAAACUCUCCGGGCUGCAGUUCGGCCGACUCUCAGACUCUGACAGAAGAGCAGAAGCAGCAGCUGGAUGAACUGCAGCUCUUGAAGAACAAAGAGGGAAGCGUGGCCAUCGAGGUGAGAGACGCGUCAGGAGACCAGCCUUCGGUCACACGUCUCUUCUGUGUUUCAGAUGCUGGUUUUCAUUGGAAUGAAAUAACUCAUAAUUUACACCAUUACCUUUUAUUCAGACUUUCUGCAACUAUCAGUGAGUUGAAUGGAACGGAACGGUUCCCAGAGCUGCGCUGUGAACGCAUGCGUGUCUCCUCACUGUCCCGAGUAACGCUCUCUUGUUCUCCUAACGCUCCUCUCGCUCUCUGGACAGAGCUCCGGCCCUCGGCAGCCCCUCGAAAGCACUCGUGGCCGAAGAACCGCGGGAGUUUCUGUCAUUUCGUGCUCUAUAAAGAGAACAAGGACACCAUGGACGCCAUCAACCUCCUGUCCAAGUUCCUCAGGGUCAGACCCAACAUGUUCUCCUACAUGGGCACCAAAGACAAGAGGGCCGUCACGGUGCAGGAGAUCGCAGUGCUGAAGAUCAGCGCUGAGAGACUGUCUCACCUCAACAAAUGCCUCAUGAACCUGAAGCUGGGGAACUUCAGCUAUAAGAAACAGCCCUUGAAACUUGGAGCUCAGGUCUGUGAAACACUGCUCCUCCUCUGUUUCUGUAGGGUCAGACCCAACAUGUUCUCCUACAUGGGCACCAAAGACAAGAGGGCCGUCACGGUGCAGGAGAUCGCAGUGCUGAAGAUCAGCGCUGAGAGACUGUCUCACCUCAACAAAUGCCUCAUGAACCUGAAGCUGGGGAACUUCAGCUAUAAGAAACAGCCCUUGAAACUUGGAGAACUGCAGGGAAACCACUUCACGGUGGUUCUCAGGGCUAUACUGCAGAACAACUGGAAGGAGGUCGUGGAUCUCAUCCUGAAACCUCGUCCUGGAGCGGAGAAGGGCUAUCUGGUGAAGUGCAGAGAGGAGUGGGCGCGCUCUCAGGACCCAGAGGCGGCCCUCAAGAAACUGCCGGUCAAACGCUGCGUGGAGGGCCAGUUACUGCGAGGCCUGGCCAAGUACGGCAAAAACAACAUCAUCACAGCAUUCGGACUGAUCCCUCGUAACAACAGGCUGAUGUACAUCCACAGCUAUCAGAGUUACGUCUGGAACUGUAUGGUCAGCAAACGCAUGGAGGCCUUCGGGCUCAGAGCUGUGGAGGGAGAUCUGGUUCUCAGAGGAAGCUCUGCUCACGUUCUGUCCGCUGACGAGGCAGAGAAACACUCCGUUCAUGACGUGGUGAUGCCACUGCCGGGGUUUGACGUCAUUUAUCCCACUCACAGCGUGGGUGGAGGCUACAGAGACAUGCUGAGCGCUGAUGACCUGGACAUCGAUAGCAUGAGGCACAAAGUUCGGGAUUACUCUCUGGCCGGCGCUUACAGGAGGAUCCUCACUCGCCCCAGUGACGUCAGCUGGGAGCUGAUCCAGUAUGAUGAUCCACGAGUGCCUCUUGUUCACACAGAUGUGGAGAAAUUAGAAAACGCUCCAGCUCCGGUUUACCUCAAAGAAGGGCAGUAUCGGGCCCUGAAGAUGGAGUUUUCUCUGCCGUCCUCCACCUACGCCACGAUGGCCGUCAGAGAAGUGCUGAAGAUGGACACCAGCAUCAAGAAUCAGACUCAGCUCAACAGUAGCUGGCUGAACUGACCCUCACAAACACGCUCUGGAUCUUCCACCAGCUUUAUUCUGCUCACAUUUUUUCAGUGAUAAAGAUUGACUUUCUCAUGUUUGUCGUUUGGACACCGUGAAGAAGCCACAGCACAGUUUUCAGUUUAUUUAGUUUUAGAAUUUGUUUUUUAAUGAGGGUUUUUUAAAGCUCUGCCAGAGUAUAAAGACCGUUCUAACACGUAUUUCCAGAACUUCCAGAAGCAUAAACAAACAUUGAGCAGUAAAUGAACAUGUUCCGGUUCUUGUAAGAUUAAUUUAGCUGUUUGGUGAUUAUUAUUAUUGUAAAUUGUUUGAUUCCUGCUGAAUAUUCAGUUUGUCAGUGUAAAUAUUUUAAUCUGAAUAA
Sinocyclocheilus rhinocerous is the source of this 2658-nucleotide messenger RNA. Its product is annotated as pseudouridylate synthase 7 homolog. Gene Ontology annotation, molecular function: pseudouridine synthase activity; RNA binding. Lineage: Eukaryota; Metazoa; Chordata; Actinopteri; Cypriniformes; Cyprinidae. Gene Ontology annotation, cellular component: nucleus. The transcript is spliced from 17 exons. The record is from RefSeq and is a predicted model, not a curated record. The coding region runs from base 276 to 2294 and encodes 672 amino acids. Gene Ontology annotation, biological process: pseudouridine synthesis.